CUUUAACGAACUGCAUCACUUAGAUGUCGAAUGGGUUGGAUGACAGCUUCACCUCUGCAAAGCUCUAGUCUUUGCCAUUGUGGGCUUAUUUUCUGGGUUUCAAGACUCUUUUUGUCAUUCCUACUUUAAUGUAUAAACCAAGUUGACAUGGAAUCUUUUUGUUUUCGAAAUUGCACGCUUUUUGGUCCUUUUACUUUGUAAUCAAUAAUUUUCGCAGUAACUUAGUGAUCAAGCAAAGGUGAAUAAGAAAUUCUUUAGUCACAGCCAUGUUCAACAAAAAUGAAUGAAAAAGAAAAGGAAGGACAUCAAAAAUCUGUCGAACCAGUAAAAGUUGCUUGUUUGAGCUGUUCUACAAAUUCUGACAGCGAUUUACCUAAAUACAGCGAAAUCCCGUAUUCUCAUGUUGACAAUAUGGAGAAGGGUAGUUUACGUUUACAGUCCGAUCCAGAUCCAGUUCCACCAUACUCAAGAAGACAUCAAGAAGCUUCUAUUCACAUGGCGCAAGGAAACGGUUUCUUUAUUCUUUUACGAGAUGUCUUGUCGGCAUUAUUAUGGUUAAUUUUCUGGCCGGCAAAAAUUGUGAGAAUCCCGGAAGCACAACGAAGACAGGAAAAUGAAACUGCUCGGCUUAGUUUCUGCUUUAUUAUUUCGGUCAUGGUAGACUUUUGGUUUUCUUACAAAUACCUUGUCCCCUUUAUAAAGGAAUCAAUGAAAGAAUCUGUAAGGUUAUGGUUUCAGAUUACUGUAGCAGCUGUUCUUGUCAUCGUGGCUUUCUACAUGUUUCUAUAUGUUUGUUCAUUGUUGGUGGAUUUUAUCGUUAUACUUAUUCCUCUAGUUGCUUCUGGGGGUUCUUCACUGUUUUAUGGAAUAUCUUCAUUUCUUUCUUCGCUUUUUUCUGGCAUAUCUUCAUUUUUUUCUGGCAUAUCUUCAUUUUUUUCUUCGCUUUUUUCUGGGAUUGGUACACUUUUUUCUGGCAUAUCUUCAUUUUUUUCUUCGCUUUUUUCUGGGAUCAAUAGUGCUGUUACGAGUGCUCUAGGUUUCAGGAUGCCGUCAGAAAGAAACGACUUAACGGAUGAUAAUUGUAUCCCAUUAAACAGCAUGUCGUCAGAGCGUGAAUAUCAGUUUAAUAAUAGUAGUGAUAAUACUUUCGAGCAACCGUCUUCUGAACAUUCUGAGCAAUCUCCAGGGUUACGCCGGGAACCUGGUCAGUCUAGGAAUGUGGAAAGUAGUAGGAGUUGAUUUGUACGUAAAGUAAAGCAUUAAUAUUAUAAUGCCUAAUAUAUUCGGUUGUUCUCCUGCAUGCUUUUACGUAUGCUUAUGUUUCGUUUAUUUCGUCCCUGCAUAUUUAUUUUAGGAAUGCUUAUUACUGGAUGAUUUUGUCAUUGCAUCUAUAUAGUUAAGUUGAAUUGCUUACUUUUAUUUAUUCGUUUGAUACUCUAUUUCUGAUCUUUGUUAUUCGUUUCAUAAGUCUAGGAAGAUCU
Schizosaccharomyces octosporus yFS286 is the source of this 1481-nucleotide messenger RNA. RefSeq lists its product as uncharacterized. Bases 280 to 1239 code for a protein of 319 amino acids. NCBI's taxonomy places the organism in Eukaryota, Fungi, Ascomycota, Schizosaccharomycetes, Schizosaccharomycetales, Schizosaccharomycetaceae. The transcript has 2 exons. The record is from RefSeq and is a predicted model, not a curated record.